Marchantia polymorpha subsp. ruderalis is the source of this 2641-nucleotide messenger RNA. NCBI's taxonomy places the organism in Eukaryota, Viridiplantae, Streptophyta, Marchantiopsida, Marchantiales, Marchantiaceae. The record is from the annotation of a GenBank genome assembly.
CAAAGAGAAGAUUGGAAUUCUUCUAUGAUAGUAAGAGAGAGUCACGAUUAAACUCAUCGAUCGUUCCAGCAAUAUUUGAAGGUAAUUAGAGAGAAGUACGCGUGAGUUGGGUAAUUCUUCAGGAAAUGAACUUCUCUGAUAGGAGAUGGACUGAAGAAGAAAAGAAUUCUCCCCUGGUUCCUGUUGUCACAUGUCUGGAACUCAUUCCUCAACGCUAACGUCAUGGAACUGACUCAAUCCAUCUCGCUGCACACUUUGAUGGGCCUGAAAAAAUCACGUGCUUCACAUUGUCAGAAACUGCAUCGUAAAGCUGCACUCUGCUCGUUCGAAUUCGAACAACUGGACGUUGAUAAACGAGCAGAAUUCCUCUCCUGAGGUGAUACGCGUGCAUUCCGAAACUCCGAACGUUGUCGCCCAGCAAACUGCAUCAAGAUUUCCACGAAACAGGAGGCAGUGAAAACUCUACUCAUCAUCUCGACGAAGUUCUGAUCGGAUCGAAAUAAUCUCAGUGCUCAUCGAACUUGAACUUCCAAGCUCACAAACUGGUCAUCGGUGCUCAGAGCUCGGUGAUUACAGCCCAGAACAGCACGGUUUCAGUUGUUUUCAGUAUCUUCAAGCAGCAUCUUCCGCAUGAAGGACCGCGUGUGGGUUGCAGAGAAGUUGACAAUCAUCUUUCAGGACUGGAUUUUCAGAAAAGCGGACAGAGAUACUGAUGUCUGCUCCUUUGGGAGAUCCUACCAUUGUCCAGGCUUCAGAUCUUGAAGAACGGGGGAAGUCGAGCUUGCAAGGAUAUGCAUAAUGUGCAUGUCCAUUCGGAGGAAUCCAUCUUCGGCAGUGCGCGAGAACUGCUCAGAGUGGGCAGUUCCUGGUCGAAGUCGAUGAUCUCCGAGUCAAGCCAGUAGAUCGAUCGAUCGAUCGAUCGAUCUAUCACGUGGCAUCUUAAGUGAAAUCAGUCGAUCGAUCAAUCAAUCAAACAAACCUGUUGGUACCGAUCAACUGGCAUUUCCAACUCCAGUGAUUGGAAAAGGCUGAGGUGAGGCAAGGGCAGGCAGUAUGAAAGUUAAAAGUGUGGACACGAUGGAAGAGGCCGCUGGCCUCGGAUUGACCCGGCAGCAGCUGGCGGAAUUGGGUGCAUUCGGAAUCGUCUGGGAGUCCAUCGAUCUGUUUCAGCGCCCUCCCCUACCGUCGGUGCAGUUCGCCAUCGUCCUGCCUUACACUGCCCUCUUUGUUAUAGUUCAGUUCCUUCAAGCAGGCUGGCUACUCUCUCUGCUCCCGAAUCCGGCUACUGCUCAGGCUCAGGCUCCGCCUCAACUCAAUGCUCCUCCUCAGGCUCCCCCACCUGUGGCGCCACUCCCCGAUCUGCCUCUGCUGCUGUGGAGCCUGAUCCUUGUCCUUGUGGCAAUUUUCACCUUCUGCCUGAGCUUGUUCGUCGUUGCUGCGACUUUCUACGCUGUGGGAAGCAUAUACUGGGGCAAGGAAGUGACCCCCCCAAUUGGGUUCCGAAGCAUGUGGCCGAAGUUGUUUGUCACUGCUGUGUACCCAAUGGCCUUCGUAUUCGCAGUGCUCCUGGGAUCAAUCUUCGUCUUCAGCAUUCUGAAGAUCACAUUUUCCGGCUCUCUGAUGGCAGUGUACCUGAUCCUGAUCGGCUUCACUUCCACCAUUAUGAUCUUCAUAGUUAAAAUUCUGAUCCAAGAGGCAAACGGCGUGACUUACUACGAAGAGACCUUCCGAUUCCCUGCUCUCAGGCGAGCACUUUCUAUCAUGAAUCAAAGAUGGGGAACCGGGCUGCUGUUGGUCAUCAUCUACCUCUGCGCCGGAAGCAUCUUGGGGUUUCUGAGUCCGAAUCCCGCUGUCUUGAGCGAACGAGGCAUCGAGAAGCCCGAUCUCAUUCUCGGAUUGGUAUACACUGUGCUUCUGUCAUGGUUGACUCAGCUGUCUCUCAUCUCCUGGGCCUUGUUCUACUUUUCCUGCACUGCGAGAUCCGGUGAGCAGGAUGUGGAUGACCGUGUGGAAGGUGGCUAUCAGCCAGUUCGCGCAGAACAGAUCAGGGAUGAGGACGACGAAAAGUGACGAGUCCUUCGAGAUCAGUUCGAUCCGGAGACUCCAGGUAAUUUAGGAUUAAGAGAUCCAUCUGAUCGGUCGCGUGUCUGUCAUCUGGGUUUUUGUAAUUAAUUGUGUAUAGGAGGAGAUAAACGUGGUCAUACGGAGCAGAUUCGUGAGGGCUGAGAUCGAGCUGCCAAAGCGAGCAUGUUAUCUCCCCAUCGCACGGACUGAUUGCCUCGUUUCAACUGCGAUCACCCUCGUAGGCUCAAAAUGUUCAGCUUCUCUCGUUAGCUAUCAACAUUUAAUAUGUCCCAGGACAUCAUGACUCGAGCACUGUCUCCUCUCUUCUUUCGGCCUUCUCUCCUUCUCAUUCGUGGUGAUUCUUCGUGCUGAAGCCCUCUCUCGUAUGUCAAUGCUGCACAUUACAUUCUCACCAGACUCUACAACUGGCUGUAUAAUUUACCGACUGUCGAACCAGCGCAUUACGAGUGGAAGAGAAGAAUCCAACGCAAUCGGGCUUUCGUCAUCCGUCUAACACACAAAACACGUAUUCCGGAUUAGCGAGCAGAAUAGAUCGAAAAAGAUUGAACAACAUUUC